Notolabrus celidotus (New Zealand spotty) is the source of this 1209-nucleotide messenger RNA. Its product is annotated as protein LSM14 homolog A-like. Gene Ontology annotation, cellular component: P-body. Gene Ontology annotation, molecular function: mRNA binding. Lineage: Eukaryota; Metazoa; Chordata; Actinopteri; Labriformes; Labridae. The coding region runs from base 178 to 933 and encodes 251 amino acids. The record is from RefSeq and is a predicted model, not a curated record. Gene Ontology annotation, biological process: P-body assembly; cytoplasmic stress granule assembly. The transcript has 5 exons.
ACAUGCGUCUCAUGUCAAUGCAGCUGAGCCACGACGACUCCGACCAACCCGAAUGACCUCCUGCAUUUCCUCCAUGUUUGAUUUCUGCAGCUAACGUGUGGCGUUUUGUUUUGGGCUCUUUGCUAACCCAUCGUGAAGACUCUUCUGUCAUCGUGGACGUGCUUUGGUUUCUACCUCAUGUGUUUCCAUGUGACGUGUGUGUGUGUGUGUGUCUGUCCUCGCUGUGGAACGCUCUCUGAGUGUAACAGCCGCUGUCCUUUCUGUCCUCCAGGGGCUCCAGGAGCACCGGCCAACCGGCGUGGACGGGGAGGAGGACACCGCGGCCGGGGACGCUUCAACGUCCGCCGAGACGGACCCAUGAAGUUUGAGAAGGACUUUGACUUCGAGAGCGCCAACGCCCAGUUCAACAAGGAGGAGAUCGACCGGGAGUUUCAGAGCAAGCUGAAGCUCAAAGACGAGAAGACGGAGAAGCCGGAGAAAGCGGUGAACGGGGAGGACAAAGGGGACUCAGGCGUGGAGACUCAGAACAGUGAGGGCAACGCUGAGGAGGAAGGAGACCCGCUAGGACCCAACUGCUACUACGACAAGUCCAAGUCCUUCUUCGACAACAUCUCCUGUGACGACACCAGGAAAGCCAACGAGAAGUCUGGAGGCUCCGUGUUCCCGAGGGAGCGGAGGCAGACCUGGGCGGAGGAGAGGAGGAUGAACGCAGAGACGUUCGGCCUCCCUCUGCGUCAGGGCAGGGGACGCGGCGGUUACCGUGGACGAGGCGGGAUGGGCUUCCGUGGAGGUCGAGGUCGGUCAGCCAGCCGAGGGUCCUUCGGGCCGCCACAAGGGGGCGGCGGCUUCAGGGGAGGAUACAGAGGAAACCAGGCAGGACGCGAGUUCGCCGAUCUCUCAGCAUACAGGAAGGACAACAAAGUGGCGGCGUAGUCUGCGAGGGAGGAAGAUCCUGCUCCCGGUGGAUCUUCUUCUUCUUCUUCUUCUUCUUCACUCGUUGGGAAACAGAUAGUUUGGGUUUCUAUUUUGUUGACUAAAAUAAUGAAGAUUGUCUACUAGUUGUAUAUUUGUCACCAGCACUGGGGUAGACUGCUGGAACACAGCGACGCGGUGCAUCAGAGAAGCAUCGUCCUCUUCAGAAUCAGUUCCAGCUGAAGAAUAAUAACAAUAAUAAUAAGAAUAAUAAUAAAGUGUUCACGUCAUGUUUCA